AUGGUCCAUACCCUCCAGCAAGAAGAAGACGUUCUCGAGUUUAUUAUGAGUAGCCUAAAGCCAGUCGUUGUACAUUACUGGAGCCCCUUGAUGGGGCCAGAGUCGCCACUCAUGCCUCUGUUCUUGGAGGCCGAAGAAAACCGUGGAAAUGAGGUUGAAUUUGUCAUUGUGGAUAGUGGAUUUAUCCAUCCCCAACAUUACCCAGAUGAGAUGCCCUUGACGGUUCUCUAUAGGGAGGGUGAGGAGGUAGAGACCGCUCCGUUCCAUCCCGAUGAGAUCCAAGCACUUAUUGAGAGAGCAUAA
Aspergillus pseudotamarii is the source of this 303-nucleotide messenger RNA. RefSeq lists its product as uncharacterized. The record is from RefSeq and is a predicted model, not a curated record. The transcript has 2 exons. Bases 1 to 303 code for a protein of 100 amino acids. Lineage: Eukaryota; Fungi; Ascomycota; Eurotiomycetes; Eurotiales; Aspergillaceae.